Messenger RNA from Sclerotinia sclerotiorum 1980 UF-70, 606 nucleotides. RefSeq lists its product with no specific name. The coding region runs from base 1 to 606 and encodes 201 amino acids. The transcript has 2 exons. NCBI's taxonomy places the organism in Eukaryota, Fungi, Ascomycota, Leotiomycetes, Helotiales, Sclerotiniaceae. The record is from RefSeq and is a predicted model, not a curated record.
AUGUCGUCUUCACAUUGUGCUGGAACUACCAGAUUCCCCCCUCUCACACCCGGAAAUGAUAAUCUGGAUGCGGCUCAACUUGUUCAAUACAACUACCUUGCGAAUACCACAAAAGCGGUCUAUGGUACUACCAUUGUCACGGCAGAUCCUGAUGGCUCACUUCAAGGACCCUUCAACAUGUUACUCUAUACACCAACAGUUGCACAGCCGUGGGUAAACCUACAAUUGGCCGUAGCCGGUUUAUUAGUCCCAAGUGAAGCUGAAAGCGCCGUCCUCGGUGUCCUAUCCGUCACCAAAGUGAAAUAUGGAAUCUAUGCACAUACUAUUCUAGCCGAAAAAGCAGGCUUGACUGCUGCACAAGUCAAGUCUAUGCUCGGGGGCCAUUGUCCUUCAAGCGUGACAGCACGUCAGAAAGCUGUUUAUGAAAUCGCUGUGAAGCUGGCUAAGACGAGAGGACCCUUGGACGCAGCGUCUUUUAAAGCGGCUGAAGCUGUACUUGGACAGGAUGGCAUUCUUGGAGCUAUUCAGCAAUCUGCUGCGUUUAUGUAUGCUUCGAUGAUGUUGAAUGCUGGGGAUGUUUGUUUACCAUCGAGUGUUGGAUGUUGA